UCCGCCCCAAAACUUCUGGAAGCUCAGGACACGGACACAUAACUCUCUCUCUCUCUCUCUCUCUCUCUAAACUUCGAAGCUCAGCUGAACUGACCACCCGACAAUGGCGCUCUCCCUCACCAUCUCAAGGCUCAUCUCCUCCCCGGCCGCCGCAGCCGCAACCACCACCGCGGUCUCCCGCCCUCUCCUCCCCCCGAAAUCCCUCUCCUCCGCUCACCCCCUCUCUCUCCCCUUCAAGCUCCGCGCCACCCGCCGCGCUGCCCCCGGUCCCCUCCGGCUCUACUCCACCACCGCCACUUCACGCCCCGUCUCCGCCACCAUCUCCGUCGGCGACAAGCUCCCCGAGGCCACCCUCUCCCACUUCGACUCCGCCGGCGAGCUCCAGACCACCACCGUCUCCGACCUCACCAAGGGCAAGAAGUCCAUCCUCUUCGCCGUCCCCGGUGCGUUCACCCCCACCUGCUCGCAGAAACACCUCCCCGGGUUCGUGGAGAAGUCCUCCGAGCUCAAGGCCAAGGGAGUCGACACCAUCGCCUGCAUCUCGGUCAACGAUGCCUUCGUCAUGCGCGCGUGGAAGGAGAACCUCGAGAUCAACGACGAGGUGCUCCUGUUAUCUGACGGAAAUGGGGAGUUCACAAAGGCAAUUGGGUGCGAGCUCGACUUGAGUGAUAAGCCCGUGGGACUCGGAGUCAGGUCGAGGCGGUAUGCUCUCUUAGCCGAAGACGGGGUCGUGAAGGUUCUCAAUUUGGAGGAGGGCGGGGCUUUCACCUUCAGUGGAGCUGAGGAUAUGCUUAAAGUUCUUUAAAACCUCAGUCCGCGUCCUUUUGACUGUUACAGAGAUUUUUCCUGCUCUCGAGUGAGUUAGCGACUCGGUAGUAUGGCUAAUAAGAAUGUGAAACCAGGCAUAUGGUACUGUUCCAUUCAAUGGUGCAGCUGUCUCAAAUGGUUGUUGGAGGCCUUGCCCUUUUUUUGCUGUGAUGAGUUUCUGCCUUCCUGUGGCUUUGUCUCUGGUGCACUAGUUUCUUGCAAUGGAUUCUUCAUGCUGAAUCCACGCCGUGGUCACUGUUGAUAUUUCCCAACAAACAUGGUUGAUUGCUGGCCAAGGCAUUUCUUAGAUUUGUAAUGGUUGAAUCUCUUCUUCUUCUGGUGGUGAUAUUUCGGAUUGCAUCUUCUAACA
Punica granatum (pomegranate) is the source of this 1177-nucleotide messenger RNA. Lineage: Eukaryota; Viridiplantae; Streptophyta; Magnoliopsida; Myrtales; Lythraceae. The record is from RefSeq and is a predicted model, not a curated record.